Didymodactylos carnosus is the source of this 342-nucleotide messenger RNA. Lineage: Eukaryota; Metazoa; Rotifera; Eurotatoria; Philodinida; Philodinidae. The record is from the annotation of a GenBank genome assembly.
AUGCCACGAGUGAAAAUUGCAUCAAAAAUUGAUUUAAAACACCAUCUGAAAGAAUCAGGGGGCAUGCAAGAUGCAUUUGAUGAUGCAAAAGCAGAUUUCAGUGGUAUCACUGAAAAGGAUUCCGCUGAUGAAGACUUAGUCAUCGAAAAUAUUGUUCAGUCGGCGAUUGUUGUUAUCGACGAAGAUGGUGUUGAGGCUGCAGCAGCUUCUUUAUUACUACCUAGAGCAAAAGGUUUUAUUCAUCGUAUUGAGUUUAAAUGCGAUCGACCGUUUUUCUUUUUCGUCCACGAUCAACAAAGCCAUACUAUUUUGCACGUAGGAAAAUACAAUGAACCCUCAUAA